Aspergillus mulundensis is the source of this 966-nucleotide messenger RNA. It is a transcript of the gene horA, whose product is annotated as ubiquinone biosynthesis protein COQ11. Gene Ontology annotation, molecular function: protein-containing complex binding. The record is from RefSeq and is a predicted model, not a curated record. The coding region runs from base 1 to 966 and encodes 321 amino acids. Lineage: Eukaryota; Fungi; Ascomycota; Eurotiomycetes; Eurotiales; Aspergillaceae. The transcript has 2 exons. Gene Ontology annotation, cellular component: mitochondrion.
AUGGCGACGAAAAAGCUUGUUGUUGCCGGUGGAAAUGGGUUCUUAGGUACUUGCGCCGCGCUCGUCGAGAUAAACUGUGCUAAUGGACCUGGCCAUGCUCAGGGUCAAGGAUAUGCAAAUCAGCAGUCGCAAGAGGCUGGUCUUCGAUCGGGAGAACCACGAUGGGAUGCCGUCACAAGCUCUUCCCAGCGUCCUGGUUGGGCAAAGUCGGUGGAAUGGGCUAAAGCCGACAUCCUAAAGCCAGAGACGUACAAGCCUGCUUUGAAAGAUGCGACCGCGGUGGUACACAGCAUGGGUAUUCUUCUUGAAGCCGAUUACAAGGGCGUGGUACAAGGGCGGGAACCGAUCAUAUCCGGCUUACGAAAGGCCUUCAGCUCCUCGAAACGCGGGAGCCAGAAUCCUCUUCAAAGGCAAGAGGGCGAGGCGCUCAAGGCGCAGGAAAGGGAUGGCCAGUUUACAUAUGAGCUUAUGAACAGGGAUUCCGGUAUGUACCAAGGUGGGACUGUGGCAAAACGCAAGGCUAACAUGUUCGGGAAUGAUAAAGCUAUCGCUUUGGCGCAGGAGUCCUUGAAUGAGCACGCCUCGACAUUCCUCUAUAUAUCCGCCUCAUCGGGUGCCCCGAUGCUUCCGAGCAGGUACAUCACAACCAAGCGAGAAGCGGAAACAACAAUAGCCUCCCAACUCCCAGAAUUGCGAUCUGUAUUCGUGCGCCCUCCGUUCAUGUACGACUCGAGCAGGAAGUUUACCUUGCCUAUAGCGCUUGGUGGCUUCGUUGCAUCGCAGUUCAAUGCGCUCGUGGGUAACAGGCUGGACUUCUUCGGAUCGAUGGUGGAUAAGCCGUUCCAAGUUGACAUGGUAGGCGAGGCGGUGGUCGAAGCGUUGGAAGAUCCGUCUGUGAGCGGGCCCGUCGGACCAAGGAAGAUCGAGGCUUUGGCCACUAAAGCGUGGAGAAAGAGUAUGCUGUGA